AUGAUUAAAAAUAAUAUUAGACCAAGAGCUUCAAGUGAAAGACUUGAUAAGUUGGCUGCUUUAGAAAAUCAAACAAGCCUUGAAUGGAUUAUGAAAAACUCUUAAAUGUUAGAAUUGAAAUCAAAUAUCAAAAUGAUUUCUAAGGAUUCCUUGUCAAUUAAUAUUCAUGUACCAGAACAUGAAGGAGUGGCAACAAUUUGGGGAGAUAAAUGGUUUGGACAAAAAAAGAUUUCAUAAUUUAGAGGCUUAUUGAUUUAUGACAAUCAAUUUUGCCUUGUUUUAAAUGAUUGUUUUAUAGAGAAGAAAAGAUAUUAAUCAUCUCAUUUUAGAGCAUAUUUUUUAAAGCUAAUUAAUCAAACAGGAUAAUUAAUAUUAAUAUUUUCACAUCCAUUAUCUCUAAAAUAAUGGAAUAGUUGUAUUAAGAAAUUUUGCAAAAGAAAUAAUUUUAAUAAAAAAUUUAAAGUAGUAGAAUUGAUAUGUUAAAAUUUUUAUCAAAUUUAACAUAAAAAACAAAAAUCAUUAUUUUCUUCACAGGUGAUUAAUUUAGCUAGCAUUCAAAAUUAUGACUAAGCAGAAUUACUUGACAAUUAUUUAAAAAUCUUAAGAAAUUCUUCUAUAAGUAAUUAUAUUGAAACAAUUGGUGUUUUUGAAGAAAAAUAAAUGUUAUUCAUAGUUUGUAAAUAUUUUAAAGGAAAUUCUCUUGAUUAAUUUUAUAAUUAAUCAAAAAAAUAAUAUUUGAUUUAAUAAUAAAUAGCUACUAUUUGUAUAUCAAUUCUACAUGCCCUAAAAUCUCUUUCAGAAGAAGAAUUGUAUCAUGGUAAAAUUUCUUUUGAAAAUAUUAUUUGUUAUAGUAAUUUGAAAACUUAAUUUGGAACUUAUUUGAUUAAUUCACAUUAUAAAGUAAAUUACAUUAUCAUUUUAGUUUUAUGACUAAAAUACACUUUUUAAGUACAUUUAAUCUACUCCAGCUUAUUUGAUUGCACCUGAAAUAAAAUAAGGAAUUACUCCAUCAAUUUAAACAGAUAUUUAUUAAUUAGGAAUGAUUUUAGGUUUGUUAACAUUUUACAAUUUUUCAUAAACAUUCAAUCAAAAUUAUUUUUAAUAGUAAUCAUCUUGUUUAAUGUAAUUAAUUAUAGAAUAAGAAAAAUUAAUAAUAAAAUAAAAAGAGUCAUAUGAUUAUCCAUAAUUAUUUAGUAUUAGUUAAUUAGAUUUAAUAAAACGAAUGAUUUAACCAAAUCCUAAUCUUAGAAUAAAUAUAAAUGAUGCAUUAAAACAUGUUUGGUUAAUAAAUAAUAAAGAAAAGAAAAUUUAGAAAUUAAUACCUAAUUAAAUAGCAUUUCCUAGUUUAAGAACAAUUAUAGAAAUAAAAGAUAGUGAGUGUGAUAUUAAGAAAACUAUGAAUAAUUUUUCUGAUGAAAAUAGUUCUUUUGUAAAAUAAGAGUAAGAUCCAAAUUCUCUUUUUGUACAAAUAAAGUAACAUUAAAAUAUCAAUUCAGAAACUUUUGUAGAUUCAAAUGAUGAGGAUGAGAAUUUGUUGAAUGACAAAAUAGAAAAGUUAAAUUAAUAAAAUAAUUUGGUUCCUUCAUUUAAAGAUCAUUUUUGUAUGUAUCAAUCAAGAUGCAUUUGA
Messenger RNA from Paramecium pentaurelia, 1627 nucleotides. NCBI's taxonomy places the organism in Eukaryota, Ciliophora, Oligohymenophorea, Peniculida, Parameciidae. The record is from the annotation of a GenBank genome assembly.